This is a messenger RNA of Pocillopora damicornis (cauliflower coral), 2113 nucleotides long. Its product is annotated as RCC1 domain-containing protein 1. NCBI's taxonomy places the organism in Eukaryota, Metazoa, Cnidaria, Anthozoa, Scleractinia, Pocilloporidae. Gene Ontology annotation, molecular function: signaling receptor activity; protein binding. Gene Ontology annotation, cellular component: plasma membrane. Gene Ontology annotation, biological process: inflammatory response; toll-like receptor signaling pathway. The record is from RefSeq and is a predicted model, not a curated record.
UCAGAAUGCACCUGUCAUUGGGUUUUGAAGGCAAAGCUUGUUAUGAUUAUGAGCGUAAGUAUCAAGUAUAAAAAAACAAUUACCGUUAAGUUGUUUGCAUUUUCAAGAAAGCAUGUGUUCCUUGGUAAUGUUAGUACUUAAUUAAAAACUGUAUUUUGUUGAUGUUUGAAAUGUAAACUUUGUUAAGCUUUUAUAUUAACAAGAAUAAUCUCUCAGAGGAUGGAACCAAUCGUUUGGGUCUCAGACUCACUAAUUUUCAUGGGAUGAGACCCAGGGACCGACUAAUGAAAACUUCUGACAAAAUAACCAACUAAUAGGUUUUUGUUUGCUUUUUUUAGCCGUGGACAGCUUGGUCGUGGAUUAAUAGUUGAAGAGCAAAGUUCAGAGGUUGUUCCAGCUCUGGAAGGAAUCAGAAUGCUGUUUAUAGCAGCAGGUGGCUGGCAUUCAGCAGCAAUAAGUGAAUUUGGUGACCUCUACAUGUGGGGAUGGAAUGAGAAGGGGCAGCUGGGUUUGGCUGUCAAUCCAAAUGACACACUGUCGUCAAGUGGUGGCCAGGUUCAAUGUCAGACAGUGCCAGUUCCUGUCAGUUUUCCAGAUGAUUUAGAGGUACUGAUGGUCAGCUGUGGAUCAAGGCACACAGCAGCAGUUCUUGGAGAUGGGAGUGUCUGGACAUGGGGUUGGGGCUACUAUGGCCAACUCGGACACGGAGACCGAGUGGACAGAUCUGCGCCGACGCAAGUAGCAGCCCUAUUGUCAUUGAGGCUCAAACCUAAAACGCUUUAUUGUGGUGCUUGGUCGACGUUUUUAAUGAGUUCGAAAUGAUCUGUGAUGUGUUAAGGUCAUGUCCACCUUAAUUAGUUUGGAGGGUUAUCGUGGAGGACCCCCCCAACAGUUUCGUGAUUUUAUGAAUCGUCGCCACUGUGGAGAUAUCGUGGAACAGCAUUAUCAUGAAGGUUCAGCUGACAAACUCGCCUGAACUCUGAAAACCAAAACGAAUGCAACCAAAACAGCCAAUCAGAAGAGAUAAAAAUUAUCACAACGGGUCGAUUGAGAUUUCAGAGGGAAAACACGCAAACUGCUUGAAGCGCGGGAGAUCUUCAGUGACCAAGUCGCGACUAUUUUUAUUUUUGAACUGAUUGGUUGUGAAAAUGUUGCGAGGUUUCUGGACCAAAGACACAGCGAAGUGCUGCAAAACUAAAGUAAUACGUUAUCAUUUCAGUUGAUAAUUCUAAAGUACCCUGCUAUACUCUCCCACCGACGCAGCACCACAGUUUCGGUAGAAAUUUAUAUUACCCCCUUUAUUCAGAGUAAUACCAGAUUACUUUCAACACUCGACUGGAAAUUUUCCUAAAAGGGUUAAUACGGUGUGAUCGCUUUGCUGGGGUAGUGAUGAAAAGAAUCGUCCAAGUUGCUGAGAGUGAGAACGAUCGCACUUAAGAGGUCUUCUAGUUAGCUUUGUCAGUCAGUCGACUUUUAAAUGUAUAGUUCGAAACAAUUUGGUUAAUAUUAUUGCGAUUCAAUUAGCUGGGAGGAUCAAGAUGACGUGGUUUUGGUUCGUCACCAUGGUUGUGUUCUGUUCCGUUCAUCUGUUUGUCAUGAAGACGUUGAUCAUUCCUGCUGAAAGUUGUUUGUUCGUUCUGAUUACACUGACCAGGUGUGCGAUUCUCAAAAUGACCCGAAAUCUUCUUGGGCUUGAAAAUCGUCGCCCUUAUUAUCGAUAAAUACGUAUAGACGAGAUUUUGUAAACACGAUUGUGAUGCUUUGUGUUCGCGCGUAUUUUUGAGAAAUAUGUUAUAAAUACAAUAGAAGACGUUUCCCCGCUUUACAUUACCUCAUUCCAACGCUCGGGGAGGUAAGAGAAUUCUCGCAGAUUAUGCAAACCUCAAACUGUGUAUGACUGUCUUUAAUUAAUCUUCUAGGCGAGGCUUUGUAAACACGUGAAAAGUUAAUUUCAAUGUAGAUGCCAAAUAAGCAAAAAUCAGUAAAAAAAUCUGUUUUUAUAGCCCCCUCUUUGAAACCUCUCUAAGGUAUGUAGCUAUUAAGGUCACCUUAAACGCUAGGAUAUUGGAGGAGUCAGCAACAGCUUUCCAAUAAAAAAGAGACGAUUGAUCGA